AUGACAGAAUUUUAUUCUGAAACAAUCGGUCUACCAAAGACAGAUCCACGUCUUUGGAGAUUGAGAACUGAUGACCUAGGCCGAGAAAGUUGGGAAUACUUAACCCCUCAGGAAGCUGCAAACGACCCGCCAUCCACUUUUACACAAUGGCUUCUUCAAGAUCCCAAAUUUCCUCAACCUCAUCCAGAAUUAAAUAAGCAUUCACCAAGCUUUUCAGCUUUCGAUGCGUGCCAUAAUGGUGCAUCUUUUUUCAAACUCCUUCAAGAGCCUGACUCAGGUAUUUUUCCAUGCCAAUAUAAAGGGCCCAUGUUCAUGACUAUCGGUUACGUAGCUGUAAACUACAUCGCCGGUAUCAAAAUCCCUGAGCAUGAGAGGAUAGAAAUAAUUAGAUAUAUCGUCAAUACAGCACAUCCGGUUGAUGGCGGGUGGGGAUUGCACUCUGUUGAUAAGUCCACCGUUUUUGGUACAGUAUUGAAUUAUGUUAUCUUGCGUUUAUUGGGCCUAUCCAAGGACCACCCGGUUUGCGUUAAGGCAAGAAGCACAUUGUUAAGAUUAGGUGGUGCUAUUGGAUCUCCACACUGGGGGAAAAUUUGGUUAAGUGCAUUAAACUUGUAUAAAUGGGAUGGUGUAAACCCUGCCCCUCCUGAAACUUGGUUGCUUCCAUAUUCAAUACCUAUGCAUCCAGGAAGAUGGUGGGUUCAUACUAGAGGCGUUUAUAUUCCGGUCAGUUACCUGUCAUUAGUCAAGUUCACCUGUCCAAUGACCCCUCUUCUUGAAGAACUAAGGAAGGAAAUUUACACCAAACCAUUUGACAAGAUUAACUUCUCCAAACACAGAAAUACUGUCUGUGGAGUAGAUCUAUAUUACCCACAUUCUACUACUUUGAAUAUUGCAAACAACCUUGUUGUAUUUUACGAAAAAUACCUGAGAAACCGGUUCAUUUAUUCUCUAUCCAAGAAAAAGGUUUAUGAUCUGAUCAAAACGGAGAUACAAAAUACUGAUUCCUUGUGUAUAGCACCUGUUAACCAGGCAUUUUGUGCCCUUGUUACUCUUAUUGAAGAAGGCGUAGACUCUGAAGCGUUCCAGCGCCUCCAGUAUAGGUUCAAGGAUGCAUUGUUCCAUGGCCCACAGGGUAUGACCAUUAUGGGAACAAAUGGUGUACAAACCUGGGAUUGUGCAUUUGCCAUUCAAUACUUUUUCAUCGCAGGUCUAGCAGAAAGACCAGAGUUUUAUAAUACAAUUGUCUCUGCCUAUAAAUUCUUGUGUCGUGCUCAAUUUGACACCGAAUGCGUUCCAGGUAGUUAUAGGGAUAAAAGAAAAGGGGCUUGGGGCUUCUCGACAAAGACGCAGGGCUAUACAGUCGCUGAUUGUACUGCAGAAGCGAUCAAAGCCAUCAUUAUGGUGAAAAACUCCCCAGUCUUUAGCGAAGUGCACCAUAUGAUUAGUAGUGAACGUUUAUUUGAAGGCAUUGAUGUGUUAUUGAACCUACAAAACGUUGGAUCUUUUGAAUAUGGUUCCUUUGCCACCUAUGAAAAAAUCAAAGCCCCGCUAGCGAUGGAGACAUUGAAUCCUGCUGAAGUUUUUGGUAACAUAAUGGUAGAAUACCCAUAUGUGGAAUGUACUGAUUCAUCCGUUCUUGGAUUGACAUAUUUUCACAAGUAUUUUGACUAUAGAAAAGAGGAGAUACGUACGCGCAUCAGAAUUGCUAUCGAGUUCAUCAAGAAAUCUCAACUACCAGAUGGGAGUUGGUAUGGAAGCUGGGGCAUUUGCUUCACAUAUGCCGGUAUGUUUGCAUUGGAGGCAUUACACACCGUGGGGGAGACCUAUGAAAAUUCUUCGACGGUAAGAAAAGGUUGCGACUUCUUGGUGGGUAAACAGAUGAAGGACGGUGGUUGGGGAGAAUCAAUGAAGUCCAGCGAAUUGCACAGUUAUGUGGAUAGUGAAAAAUCGCUAGUAGUUCAAACCGCAUGGGCGCUCAUUGCACUUCUUUUUGCUGAAUACCCGAAUAGAGAAGUCAUUGACCGCGGUAUUGAGCUUUUGAAAAAUAGGCAAGAAGAGUCCGGGGAAUGGAAAUUUGAAAGUGUAGAAGGCGUCUUCAACCACUCUUGUGCAAUUGAAUACCCAAGUUAUCGAUUUUUAUUUCCCAUUAAGGCAUUAGGUAUGUACAGCAAGGCAUAUGAAACACACACGCUUUAA
Molecule: messenger RNA, 2196 nt
Organism: Saccharomyces paradoxus
Lineage: Eukaryota; Fungi; Ascomycota; Saccharomycetes; Saccharomycetales; Saccharomycetaceae
Gene: ERG7
Product: lanosterol synthase ERG7
Exons: 1
Coding region: 1-2196 (731 amino acids)
Biological process (GO): ergosterol biosynthetic process; triterpenoid biosynthetic process
Cellular component (GO): lipid droplet
Molecular function (GO): lanosterol synthase activity
Source: RefSeq, a predicted model, not a curated record